Molecule: messenger RNA, 792 nt
Organism: Prunus armeniaca (apricot)
Lineage: Eukaryota; Viridiplantae; Streptophyta; Magnoliopsida; Rosales; Rosaceae
Source: the annotation of a GenBank genome assembly
AUGGGUGGUGUUUCUGCUGCUGUGUCCAAGACUGCUGCUGCUCCAAUUGAGCGCGUAAAGCUCUUGAUUCAGAAUCAGGAUGAGAUGAUCAAGGGAAUCGGAGACUGUUUUAGCCGAACUAUGAAGGACGAGGGAAUGGUAGCAUUGUGGAGAGGGAACACAGCAAAUGUCAUCCGUUACUUCCCAACUCAGGCCUUAAACUUUGCGUUUAAAGAUUACUUCAAGAGCCUGUUCAACUUCAAGAAGGACAGGGAUGGCUACUGGAAAUGGUUUGCAGGUAACUGGCAUCUGGUGGUGCUGCUGGUGCCUCUUCUUUAUUCUUUGUCUAUUCUUUGGGACUAUGCUCGUACCCGUCUUGCAAAUGAUUCCAAGGCUGCAAAGAAGGGAGGAGAGAGGCAAUUCAAUGGCUUGGUUGAUGUCUACAAAAAGACUCUCAAGUCAGAUGGUAUCGCUGGCCUUUACCGUGGCUUCAACAUUUCUUGUGUUGGCAUCAUCGUGUACCGUGGUCUGUACUUUGGAAUGUACGAUUCUUUGAAGCCUGUGAUCCUCACUGGAAGCUGCAGCUUUGGUCUUGGUUGGGUUAUCACCAACGGCGCUGGACUUGCUUCUUACCCAAUUGACACUGUCCGUAGAAGGAUGAUGAUGACGUCUGGUGAAGCCGUCAAGUACAAGAGCUCGCUCGACGCUUUCUCUCAGAUCCUGAAGAAUGAGGGUGCAAAAUCUCUCUUCAAGGGUGCCGGUGCUAAUAUUCUUCGUGCAGUUGCUGGGUGCUGGUGUGCUUGCAGGUUAUGA